AUGGAUCGUAUCAAGGAGAAAAUGAACCAGCUUCGCCUGGAAGCCGAGGAGUCGUCGGCCAAGGUCGAGGAGCUCCAAGCAAAGGUCAAGACGCUCGAGCAGGAGAACCUGCAAAAGGAGCAGGAGAUCAUCUCCCUUACGCACAAGAACAGUGUGCUAGAGAGCGAGGUAGAGAAAUACGAGUCUCAAGUCAAGGAGCUCAAGGCGGCUGCCAGCGAGGGCGCUCAGCACGGAACCCAGAACGAAACGCUGACUCGAAGGCUCCAACUUCUCGAGGAAGAGGCCGAGGAAGCAGACCGGACUUUGCGCGAGGCCAACGAGAAGCUGCGGCAGACCGACGUCAAGGCUGGACACUUCGAGCGUAAGGUUCAGGCCCUCGAGCAGGAGCGCGACCAAUGGGAGGCCAAGUACGAGGAGAUGGCCAAGAAGUACGCCGCGGUGCAGAAGGAGCUGGAGGACUUCCAGAACGAGAUCAACACUAUCUAA
Messenger RNA from Parathielavia appendiculata, 486 nucleotides. RefSeq lists its product as uncharacterized. The coding region runs from base 1 to 486 and encodes 161 amino acids. Lineage: Eukaryota; Fungi; Ascomycota; Sordariomycetes; Sordariales; Chaetomiaceae. The transcript is spliced from 3 exons. The record is from RefSeq and is a predicted model, not a curated record.